This is a messenger RNA of Megalobrama amblycephala (Wuchang bream), 5082 nucleotides long. RefSeq names its product sema domain, immunoglobulin domain (Ig), short basic domain, secreted, (semaphorin) 3C (gene sema3c). Lineage: Eukaryota; Metazoa; Chordata; Actinopteri; Cypriniformes; Xenocyprididae. The record is from RefSeq and is a predicted model, not a curated record. The transcript has 17 exons. Gene Ontology annotation, molecular function: semaphorin receptor binding; chemorepellent activity. Gene Ontology annotation, biological process: semaphorin-plexin signaling pathway; neural crest cell migration; positive regulation of cell migration. The coding region runs from base 1 to 2274 and encodes 757 amino acids.
AUGGGGAGGUCAGGAGCACUCUGGGUUUGGUCUUUGGGGACGAGCGUGCAGUUGUUCCUUCCCCUCGUCCUCUGUGUCACCUGCAUCCAUGGUCUUUCUCCACCACAGCCACGAGUCCUCCUGUCAUUUCAAGAAUUACAGAAAACCCAGUCCUUUGAGCACUACACUUUGUCUGAGAAGGCCAUGGACUACAGGAUUCUUUUCAUGGAUGAGGAUCAGGACCGCAUGUACGUGGGCUGCAAGGACCAUGUUCUCUCGAUGGACAUCAAUAACAUCAGCCAGACCACGCUGAAGAUCUUCUGGCCGGCAUCCACCAGUAAGGUCGAGGAGUGUCAGAUGGCUGGCAAAGACCCCACACAUGGAUGUGGAAACUUCUUACGAGUGAUCCAGCCUUAUAACAGGACGCAUCUGUUCAUCUGCGGCAGUGGAGCCUACAGCCCAGUGUGUUCAUAUGUUAACCGUGGCAGGCGUCCUGAGGAGCAAGUGUUUCAAAUCUCCUCCCGAGCCGAAUCAGGGAAAGGGAGGUGCUCCUUCAACCCACAAGUCAACACCGUCUCAGUCAUGCUCAAUCAGGAGCUGUUCUCUGGCAUGUACAUCGACUUUAUGGGCACAGACGCUGCCAUUUUCAGGAGCCUGACCACAAGGAACGCAGUGAGGACGGACCAACAUAACUCCAAAUGGCUGAGCGAGCCGGUGUUCAUUGAUGCCCACUUGAUUCCUGACGGCUCAGACCCAAACGACGCCAAACUUUACUUUUUCCUGCGCGAGAGACUGACAGACAGUAGUGGAAACACUAAGAACAUUCACACUAUGGUGGCUCGAGUGUGCCCUAAUGACACUGGUGGUCAACGCAGUCUGGUGAACAAAUGGACCACUUUUCUGAAGGCUCGGAUGGUAUGUUCGGUUCUAGAGGAAGAUGGUACCGAGACCCAUUUUGAUGAGCUUGAGAAUGUGUUUUUAUUGGAGACGGACCACCCAAAGGGCCUUCUCAUCUUUGGAGUCUUCACCUCUACAAGCUCUGUGUUCAGAGGUUCUGCUGUCUGUGUUUACAACAUGGCCGACAUCCUGACGGUCUUCAACGGACCGUUUGCACACAGGGAAGGGCCCAACUUCCAGUGGGUGGCUUUCCAGGGCCGGAUCCCUUACCCACGACCGGGAACUUGUCCUGGUGGCGCAUUCACCCCUCACAUCCAGAGUACUAAAGAGUUUCCAGAUGAUGUGGUGACGUUCGUGAGGAAUCACCCCGUCAUGUUUAACCCCAUUUAUCCGGUCGGCAGGAAACCUCUAGUAGUGCGGACACAUGCCGAUUACAAAUACACCUCUAUAGCUGUGGACCAGGUCACCGCUGCAGACGGACACUAUCAGGUUCUAUUCCUGGGCACAGAUAAAGGCACGGUACAGAAGGUUGUGGUCCUGCCGUCAAACGGCUCUCUGGAUGAGGAUCUAAUCCUGGAGGAGCUGGAAGUGUUUAAGAAGCAGUCUCCUAUCACCAACCUAAGAAUCUCUUCUAAAAAGCAACAGCUGUAUGUUAGCUCUGAGCAUGGAGUGUCCCAGGUGUCCUUGCACCGCUGCAACGCGUACGGCUCUGCCUGCGCGGACUGCUGUUUAGCGCGGGACCCGUACUGCGCCUGGGAUGGCCUCAGCUGUUCUCGAUUCUACCCCACUGGCAAGAGGAGAAGCAGAAGGCAGGAUAUUAUGCAUGGGAAUCCACUGACUCAGUGCAGAGGGUUCAAUCUGAAAGCCUACAGGAAUGCAGUGGAGAUGACUCAGUAUGGAGUCAAAAACAACACCACCUUCCUAGAGUGUCAGCCCAAAUCUCCUCAGGCCUCGGUUAAAUGGCUCAUUCAGAGAGACAACGAUCGCAGGAAAGAGGUGAAGCUGAGCGAUCGUGUGGUGUCCACCAAUCACGGUUUGCUCAUCCGUUCGGUGCAUUCUUCAGACCAGGGCCUGUACUACUGCCUGGCAACAGAGAAUGGCUUCAAGCGCACUCUGGCUAAGAUCCGUCUCCAGGUGCUGAGCGAGGCUCUGGUCAGCGCCCUGAGCAAUAAACAGCAGUCACCCUGGGGCUGGGCAGCCACACUGCACCCUAAAGCCCUGGUGUCGGCCUUCAGCCCGGCUGAGGCGUUGGCCAUGCACCAAUACUGCAAGGAACGCAAACAGAUGCAGAGUCUGCAGAACAUACAGAGCCCCAUGAGAGGCGAUCUGGGCAAACUCAAACCCCUGCUGGACCACAGGAAGAGCAGGAACCGCCGGAACCACUUACUAGAGGAAUAGAGGUGGAACAUAAUGGAAGGAGAUGGAUGUAGAGAUGAUGAAAAGGAAUAAAGACAUGCAUCAGGAGAGAACUCGAAUGGAAAAUAAAGGAGGAGAAUGUUGGAGAAGAUUCCUCUGAUAUGAACCUCAACUGUUUUUUGGUUUUUUUCUUCAAGCUCAAAGCAUCUCAGGUGCUUCCUGUACAGCAGUCUUAUAUACAUGAGGAACGGCCGGAGCAGAAGAUUCUGAGAAAUCACAUGCACUCAAGCUAAUCUGUGUUUCAUGCUACAUAAUACAAGAUGCCAUAUGUCAUAUAUUAGUGCUGUUGUCAUUUAAUGAGGGUGUAACAUUUCAGAACAAACCAGAAGGUAACGCAAAGUCCUUUAAGUCCCAGCAAAAUAGCUUGACAACACAUUUUUUUCUUGCACAUUUUCUUUUGAAACAGGAAGUUGGGGUGGGCUCAUUCUUUUUUAUAGCCAGUAUCUUUAGUUUACAUCACAGUCAUGAAUCUUUUUUUGCUCUUUGCUAAUGCUAGCCAAAGACAGGUGAUAUUAACAAAAGGGACAUUCUCAUUCUUAAGAGCAUUUGAUUGGACGAAAUUUGCAUACACUCCUGAGUGCAAGAUGAGUCAUCAAUAUUUUUGGUUUGUUUACCGAAAGAGAAAGACUGUAAAUUUUAAAUGUACAUAUGCGUCAAAGGUUUAUAAUGUCAAAUUUUAGGAGUACACUAGCUUUGGCAUUAGCCUCAAAGCUAAAAGACAUGGACUAAUACCCAAAAAAAUUGAGUUUUGGUUUCUAGUACUACACAUCUGAUAACAUUUGAUCAGAUAUGGAUCAUGAGAUUUUCGUAAACUAGCAUUACUCUCUAAGCCAACAGAAACUGAUUAAAAGCUACAUUUCAAUUUGGAUUUCUAGGUACUUAUAGCUGCUAAAAGUUGUUAACUUUUAGGAGCACACAAACAUUAGCAUUAGCUUCUAAGCUAAAAGUAAUGGACUAGAAGCAACAUAAUGUCAUGAGAAUAUGAAAGCGGUAUUAACUUUUAGGUACACGCCAAUAUUUGCAACAGAAAUGGACUAAAGGUCACAAUUUUCAUUUCGACUUGGAUUUCUUGGUACAUAGAACAUAUUCUUGGUACUUUAGGAGCACACAAGCAUUCACAUCAACUUUUAAGCUAAGACUAAUGUAAUAUAUCAUGGUUUCGAUAUCAUAUAUGACAUGUUUGGGGCAAGAAAUUUGACUUUUUCGUAGAAAAUUUUCUUUAAAUGGAACACAUAUUUCUCUUCUACUACCUACAAGUCUUCAAUACCUCAAACUAAACUACAAGGCUACAUUAAAUAUGUACAGUAGUCUUUAUGAAUGGCCUUCCCCACAUAGAUAUGAUAACUGUCAGGUAAUUUUGUGGAUUAGAGCUCAUCUCAAAUAUAGUAAAAGCUUGUUUCUAGCAAAUUAAUUGUUUAUCGUCACUGAAUGGAUCAUGAGAAUCGUUCUUGGACGCACAGACCAAAGUACACCAGCCCAACUGCACCACAGAUGUUCAUAUGGGAAUAAAAGAUGGUUUGGAGACAUUUCAAACUGUACCAGACAGGUGGCUCUCUGAGCCCAUAAAACUGUAAAGAGUGUUGUGUGUUUGCCCAGUGUUGUGCUUUGAGAAACAUCAUUAAUCCAAAAUACAUAACUUCUUCCUUAUGGAUCAUUCACCGAAAAAAAAAAAAAAAAAAAAAAAAGUUUCGUCAUCAUUUACUCACCCUCAUGACCUUCCAAACACGCAGGACUUGACAGUAACUGGUCAUGCUUUGGAAAAGAGCAGCGUGAACAUUCUUCAAAAUAUCUCCUUUUGUCUUUCCUGAAAGAAGGAAUGACAUAUGGGUAAAAUAUGUCCAUUUUUUCUUUUCUUUAAUUUAUUUCUUUUCUUUAAUUUAGUGUAUGUGCAACUUUUCCUCUUAUUAAAAUGGUAUGCUAAACCACAAUGAAAUAGUUUACAGACCCAUUGACACCAGGGACAAUAACUAUAAUGAUAACCAUAAAGAUAUUGUUCUAAAUGUAAAGGAAUAGCACUUCAACCAUAACAAUAAUGGCACAGAGAAACAAUAUUGUUGGAAUCACUUUCAGAAUAAAUUUUUUCAGUUAAUGAAUGAUAAAAAUGAAAAUUACCCCAAGCUUUAAUUCCAUAGUGUUUAAAACAUGUAAGGAUAGGCCCUAUGAGGCAUGUGAUCAUGCAUGUUGUUUCAUUGUUAUACAGGCACAUGUUUGAUGAUGUUGGGAAUGAAUGUCAUGUUAAUAUAUUCUGGUUUGCUCAGUGUGAACAGCUGUAAUGUGAUUGUCACUCAUUUUAGAUGACGUAUAGCAUUGUACAGCUUACAAUUUUUAAUUGAUGUCCGUGUAACUUGUGUUUUUGUAUUUUGAAUGUCUGUCAAAAGUUUAAAAGCUCAGCUCUAAAAAAAAAAAAAAAAAAAAAAAGAUGAGAAACUUCAAUUUCACAAUUGAUUUCCGUAUGGCUAUUAGAUACAUUUCAUUCACAUUUAAAGGGGUUUUUAUUUUCUCUGAAAUGCCUGAAUUGUUUUUUUAUGCCAAAAUUCUUUAGAUGUUUUUGACUGAAUCUGCAUUUCGCAGAAGUUUCAAGGUUUUUGUUUUUCUGUGGCAUUGUGUGCCCUCUCUAAAUGACAUUUGGAGUAACAAUAUAAUAACGUUUUAGUAUUAUUACUAUAGAAAAUAUGCUGUAUUCCCUGUGAAUGUUAAUGAUAAUUUUAUUUUAUUAAAUGUCUUGAUUCGUGUAUUCCUAUUUAUUAAUGAUAAAAGACUGAACAACUGCAUUAAACACCUUCAACAUCA